AAAGUGAAAAUAUUAAACCUGAGAACCCCCGAUAAACUAAAAAUAGAACCCGCCUAAAUCUGAAGCAAACAAAAAACCCUCCAAAACAGCAACUACUCGAAGAGUCCCCUCAAGGCAGCUGUCGUACGAGGAAGUUUAAAAAAAAAAUGUUCUCAAUUGCAGCUAUUAACGACACAGAUUCCAGAGGCCAAUGGGAACCCUUAGCUCCUACUAAAGAAGCCCAGGAAUUCCAUCUUACACAAGCUUACCAUGAUGGGCUUCUCAAGUUACAGGCUAAAGACUAUGAAAAGGCUCGCGAACUGUUAGAAUCCGUUUUGAAAGAUCCUCUUAUUUCAAAUGCUGAAGUGGAUAACAAUACUACCGAUGGUCAUCUGUUACAACUCAAAUUUUUGGUAUUGAAGAACCUUGCCACUGUUUUUCUUCAACAAGGUUCAGGUCACUAUGAGAGUGCUUUGCGUUGUUAUCUUCAAGCUGUAGAGAUUGAUAACAAAGAUUCGGUUGUCUGGAACCAGCUGGGGACUCUAUCAUGCUCAAUGGGUUCAUUGAGUAUUUCACGUUGGGCUUUUGAGCAGGGACUUUUGUGCAGUCCUAAUAAUUGGAAUUGCAUGGAGAAACUGUUGGAAGUUCUCAUUGCCAUUGGUGAUGAAGUUGCAUGCCUUUCUGUUGCAGAGUUGAUUUUAAGGCAUUGGCCAUCACAUUCUCGUGCUUUGCAUGUCAAAAAUACAAUUGAGGAAACAGAAUCAGCUCCUUUUGCUCCUAGAGGUAUAGAUAAGCUGGAACCUAAACAUGUACGUCUUAAAUUCCAUGACAAGAGAAAAGCACCUGAUGAGAAUCUAGAUGAAGGUACUGCACUCAAAAAGUUGAACCAGAACAUAGAAUUGCAAAUUGCAGAAGCUUCCUGGGCAGCUCUCAUUGAUGGACUCCUGGGAAUUUUACUUCCGCUAAAUGGUUGUGGUUCUGAGGUCGGGACUGGAAAAUUGCACAGAUCUGGGGAUGUCAGGUUAAGCAUUCUCUUCCCUCCUUGUGCCGAAAUUGUGAUGGAGCCUGUGGAAAAGAAAGAACCUACUUUACCUCCUAGUGGUGAAGGCAUGCCUCCCAAUGAUAAUGCCUCUCAAAGAGCUAGUAACUCGAAAGAAAAAGAAUCAAAUCUUUUGGAAGAACAACCACAGGAGAGACGGAGUACUCGUCUUGAAAGUCUUAGGAGCCGUAAACCUGGCAAAGAAGAAUUAGAUUUUACUGCAGGUAAGGAUUUGGCCAAGAUUGUGCUUCAAUUACUCGAACCUUUUGUCAUCAGUAAACCAGACAGCAAAGAUUCUGAAGAUAUUGAUAAUUGUUCUGUCUCAUGUGCUGAUCAAGCUAAUUCCUUGGAUAUGGAAAGUAGAGAUGUUGCUAAUUUUGUAAGAGAAACUUCAAAAAAUUAUGGUGCUUACCAUAUUGGUCACUUGCUUUUGGAACAUGCUGCAAGUAAAAGCCUUGUGUGUCGAGAUGCGCAUGUCAAAUUCCUUGAGUUGGAGAAGCUUCUAAGGAAUUGGGGGCAGGAUAGGACUCCUGAAUGUAGUCUUUUUCUCGCCGAGUUGUAUUAUGACAUUGGGUCUUCUCCUUCCAAUUCCAAUGAAUUCUUAUCAGAGGCAUCCUACCAUCUUUGUAAAAUAAUUGAAUCAGUAGCUUUAGAUCAUCCGUUUCAUUCGACAUUUGGGAAUAAGAAUUUCUCUUCAUUUAAGAGCUUCCAAGGGACUGAUGCAAUAUCACCUGAUAGCUCCAUUUGUGAAAGUUCACAUUUAGAUAGUUCCUUGUUAUCCAACAAAAGUCCCUUCUGGGCUCGUUACUUCUGGUUGAGUGGAAAGUUAUCUGUUCGGGAUGGGAACAAGGCAAAAGCUUACGAGGAGUUCUGCAUUUCCAUGUCACUUUUGGCAAAGAAUGAAAAUGCAGACAAUUCUUGUAUGGUGCAGCUGCCACAUUGUAAGAUUUCUAAAGAGCUAACUGUUGAAAGGAUUCUUCAUGAAAUUAAUUUGUUAAAGGUUGAUUUCUUGUUGGAGAAGACUCUAGGUGAGAUGAUUGAGAAAGAGGUGUACGUGGAAUGUGUAACUUUGCUUGCUCCUCUUCUUUUUUCUGCCAAUUCUUUAUCACCUUCACUGGCAUCUGACCCAAAGGGUGAUGGUGUUACCCCUGUUGAACUAUCAGCAUUAGAUAUAUUAAUUAAAGCUUGUCAGAAGAUAAAGCCAAUGGAUAUGGAGGUGUAUUUGACUAGUCACACACGAAAGCUUCAAAUACUCAUGGCACUAGCUGGAAUGGGUGAAUGUGUCGGUUUUGGUAAAGCCUUUCAUCAGAAGUCGGUGUCAAAAAUGCUUUCUGGUCCUGAGAUGGUAUCAGGUGACGGUACUAGCAAGCGCUGGAAUGACUUGGUUACAGAGGAAGUCAAGGAGAUUUUACAAUGUGUUUCACAAGUGAAAAACUUCAUUGAUCAAUCUGGAGAGUCUAAUGGCAUUGGUUUAGUUAGCAUCUUUAGUGACAUUCAAUCACUGCUUCUGGCAAUCAUGUACAGCAUUGCAAACAAUGUCCUUUGCAAGAAAUCCUCUAUGCAAGUAAAUGCUGAUCAACUGGAACAAAAGCAAAGUAAUUGCUUCAUUGAUGCAGCCAUUGCUUUCUGCAAGCUUCAACACCUUGACUCUUCAGUAACUGUUAAAAUCCAGGUUGAAUUAAUUGUAGCAACUCAUGACUUGCUUGCUGAAUAUGGGCUUUGUUGUGCGGGUGAGGGAGGUGAAGGGGAGGAAGCAACAUUUCUUAAAUUUGCAAUAAAGCAUCUCUUGGCCUUGGAUAUGAAGCUAAAAUCCAGUUUUAACUCUUCAAGCAGGGAGAUAAGUCCAGAUGACAGGCAGCCAAGCAAUGAUAAUGAUUUCAAAACAUCAGAAAAUGAAAUAAGUUCAGAUAAGAAAGUUGAGAGAAUGUGUGGAACUCAUAAUUCUGAAUCUAUUACUUCAAUGAAGGAUGAUAUUGAAGGGAUUACUUCUAAAGGAACUCUAUCUUUUUCUGGCCAAGAGAAAGACAAUGCAAUAGCACUUCAAAAGCAAUGUACUAAUGUCGACAAAAUCAAUCUUGGAGAAAAAUGUGGUCAUCAGCUUGAUGAAGGUGAUGAUGAGCUCAGCGAAGAUGAAAAGGAGGAACUUGAGCUAAUGAUAGAUAAUGCUUUGGAUCAGUGCUUUUUCUGCUUAUAUGGUCUUAAUCUUAGAUCUGACUCAUCUUAUGAUGAUGAACUGGCUGUGCACAAAAAUACUAGUCGUGGUGAUUAUCAGACUAAAGAACAAUGUGCCGAUGUUUUCCAAUAUAUUCUUCCUUCUGCAAAAGCUUCUUCUAGAACUGGAUUGGUCAAACUUCGCAGAGUGCUAAGAACCAUACGUAAACACUUUCCUCAACCACCUGAAGAAAUUUUGGCUGGAAACAUAAUAGAUAAGUUUUUUGAUGCUGAUUUAUGCGAGGAGGAACUUUCGGAGAUGGCUGGAUCUGAAGGUUAUCUGGAGACUGUAACAAAGAUGCUUUUUCCUGACGGAGGAAACCUCAAACAGUACAAGGCAUCAUUAUUACGGAGCUCUGAGCCAUAUUUGGAUGUCUAUAGCAAUCUUUAUUAUUUCCUAGCACAGUCUGAAGAAAUGAAUGCAACUGAUAAAUGGCCUGGCUUUGUUCUCACCAAGGAAGGGGAAGAAUUUGUUCAGCAAAAUGCAAACCUCUUCAAAUAUGACCUGCUCUAUAACCCCCUACGCUUUGAGAGUUGGCAACGUCUUGCAAAUAUUUAUGACGAGGAGGUGGAUUUGCUGCUAAAUGAUGGGAGUAAGCACAUAAAUGUAUCAGGAUGGAGGAAGAAUAUCACUUUGCCUCAGAGAGUUGAGACAAGUCGGAGGAGAAGCAGGCGCUGUCUAUUAAUAAGUCUGGCUUUGGCUAAGACAUCAGAGCAGCAGUGUGAGAUACAUGAACUAUUGGCAUUAGUGUACUACGACAGCCUUCAGAAUGUUGUUCCCUUCUAUGAUCAGCGAUCACUUGUGCCCUCAAGGGAUGCAGUUUGGAGGAUAUACUGUGAAAACUCCAUGAGGCAUUUCAAAAAAGCCUUAAUGCACAAGCAGGACUGGUCACAUGCAUUCUACAUAGGAAAACUCUGUGAAAAGCUUGGAUACUCAUAUGAGACAUCGUUGUCCUAUUAUGAUAAAGCCAUUGCUUUGAAUCCAUCAGCUGUUGAUCCUUUCUACAGGAUGCAUGCUUCACGCUUGAAGUUACUCUGGGACUGUGGAAAACAAAAUGUUGAAGUUUUAAAGGUUCUCUCAACGUAUUUUUUCAGUCAAUCUUUGAAGGAUGCUGCAAUGGACAUUAUCAGCAAAAUAACUCCUGAAACUUCACUUUUGGAAGAAGAUAAAAUGGACAAAACAGAGAAAAGGGAGGAGGUGUGGAACAUGCUCUACAAUGACUGUCUUUCCGCCCUGGAAAUUUGUGUUGGAGGAGAUCUGAAACAUUUUCAUAAGGCCAGAUUUAUGCUCGCCCAAGGAUUAUAUAAAAAGGGGGGCAGAGGUGAUUUGCAGAAGGCUAAAGACGAACUUUCUUUUUGCUUCAGAUCAUCUCGGUCAUGCUUUACAAUAAACAUGUGGGAGAUUGAUGGCAUGGUGAAAAAGGGAAAGCGCAAAGCACCAGGCUUAGCUGGGAACAAGAAGGCCCUUGAAGUAAACUUACCAGAGAGCUCUAGAAAGUUUAUAACUUGCAUCCGGAAAUACUUGCUGUUUUAUCUGAAAUUAUUGGAAGAAACUGGAGAUAUCUGUACUCUUGACCGGGCUUAUGUCUCCCUCCGGUCUGAUAAGCGGUUCUCCUUGUGCAUUGAAGAUCUUGUUCCAGUGGCACUUGGGAGGCACAUCAAGGCUCUAGUUUUAUCUAUUAAUCAAGUUGAGACUGCUGCUACUGAUCCUGCAUCUAGUUUUGAGCAUCAACUAGAGAAGAUAUUUGGUUUGUUUAUGGAACAGGGUACCUUAUGGCCUGAGAUCUGCUCUUUGCCUGAGAUUAGAAGUCCAGAAAUAUCCGAAAGCAGUUUAUAUGGGUAUCUUCACCAGUACAUUGUGUCGCUGGAAAGAAAUGGAAAACUGGAAACACUUGAAGCAAUAAAUGAGAGGAUCCGGAAACGGUUCAAGAACCCAAAAUUGUCAAAUAGUAAUUGUGCCAAAGUUUGCAGGCAUGCCUCUAGUGCUUGGUAUCGUUCUAUUAUAAUUGGCUUGGCAUCAAUCACUCCGUUGCAAUCUGGAUUCUCGAAUGAGGUUCAAACCCUUAGCCAACAAACAGAUGGUGUCGUGGAAAGCAGUCAGCAGCUUUGUGUUGAUCUGCAAACACAUGAAAUAUGGAAUUCGUUGUUCGAGGACUCAACUCAUUUGGAAAGUCUCCAAGCAAAAUGGAACCCAACAUUGGCAAAAAUUAAUAAUAUUGUGAUAAAGAAAGCUUCUGAUGGAGAUUUGGAGACUGCCAACUCUUUGCUUAGAAGUUCAUAUAAUUUCUAUCGCGAGAGCUCCUGUGUAAUGCUCCCAUCCAGUCUCAACCUUUCUUUAGUGCCAUCUCGACUAGUAAAAGAAAAGCAAUUUCCAUUUAGCAUGGAAGGGGUUGAACCUCUUGAUCUAAGCAAUCCAAGGAAGCUUUUGUUGUGGGCUUAUACGCUGUUGUAUGGCCGCUAUGCCAGCAUCUCGGUUGUUGUAAAAUAUUGUGAAGAAAAUGCUAAGUUGAAGAUGAAAAGGGGAGCUGCAACUUCUUCAGCACCUCAAAAUACGAACACUAGCAUUGCUGCAUCCAGCCAUACAGCUGCCAGUAGCGGCAAAGAAGCAGCAAGUCAUGGUGGAGGCAGUGAAGCGGAAACAACUGUGGUGACAUCGGGGCCACCUGUUGUAGUGUCUGAAAGUGAUAGCAGACAUUCUGCCAAUCCACUUCCAUCGUCGAGUGAGGGUCAAAGAAGCUUACUCGUGGCUCCACAGCUUCAUCCCUGUAACAACAAUGAAGGGGAAAGGGGAAGGAGCAGUGUUGGACACGAAGGAGAUGAUACUAACAAAGGCUGAUUUUGUAUAGUGGAUUGAUUGUUGUAAAAAAAGUGUCAUACAUUUGUUACAAUUGAAACUAAACUGUACUUGGUUGAGUUUCAUUAUUAUAAUUGCAAAGAAAACGGAGGGGCAAUGGUUUUGCUUA
Molecule: messenger RNA, 6192 nt
Organism: Gossypium arboreum
Lineage: Eukaryota; Viridiplantae; Streptophyta; Magnoliopsida; Malvales; Malvaceae
Product: calcineurin-binding protein 1
Exons: 19
Coding region: 147-6065 (1972 amino acids)
Biological process (GO): chromatin organization
Cellular component (GO): nucleus
Molecular function (GO): protein binding; nucleosome binding
Source: RefSeq, a predicted model, not a curated record